Myxocyprinus asiaticus (Chinese sucker) is the source of this 2358-nucleotide messenger RNA. Its product is annotated as collagen alpha-1(XXVI) chain-like. NCBI's taxonomy places the organism in Eukaryota, Metazoa, Chordata, Actinopteri, Cypriniformes, Catostomidae. The record is from RefSeq and is a predicted model, not a curated record. The transcript has 14 exons. Bases 115 to 1356 code for a protein of 413 amino acids. Gene Ontology annotation, molecular function: protein binding.
UUGUACUCCAGACACUGUAGACAAGCUCUCUUCAUCUGCCUGGUGUCUCAUCAAUUCAUUCGGGCUUUUGUCCGCUGAAACCAGCUGAAAUAGUGAGCAUUUAAACGUCGGACCAUGCGUAAAGGACUUCUGAAACUUCUUUACAUCUUCAUAUUUUCGUUUAGUCUUUUUAAAGCAUCAGCUGUUAUUUAUCAGGUUCCUGUGGGACUGCAACGCACAGUAUCAGAACAAAACACUGGACGCCCCCCUGCUGGAGCAAUCACACUCAACAGGAAUUGGUGCCAGUACACAGUACAAAAGACCGUUUCAUGCCAGACACAAAAUGGGACAGAGACUGUUGUGCAGCGACUGUUUCAGAGUUGCCGCUGGCCUGGGCCAUGUUCAAACCUCAUCAGCUACAGAACGCUGAUGAGACCUGUGUACAGAGUGACCUACAGGAAAAUCACUUCUCUGGAAUGGCGUUGCUGUCCAGGAUUUCAUGGGGAAGACUGCAGAGAGGAGUGCAUGAAUUGCACUGGCUAUGCUGACAUCAAUGAGCGGCUGAGUGUCAUUGAAGCUCAGAUAAUGUUACUAAAAGAUGCAGAGGCACCUCCUCUCCCCUUAACCAACCAAUCACCAGAGAGAACAGCUGAUAAUGAGGUGGACAGGCCCCACCCCUCACCCAUCACACCCAAUGCCAUUGGCCGACCAGGACCAAGAGGACAACCAGGGCCAGUGGGCCCCCCUGGGCUUCCUGGACCUUUAGGAAAGACAGGAUUUGCUGGGAAACCUGGACCUGUGGGACCCACAGGGUCGCAGGGGCCACAAGGCCCCCCAGGAGAGAGAGGCCUUCCUGGGCCACCUGGGCCUCCAGGGCCCACUGCAUCUUCUCCCUUCUCCAUCAGGAGAGAUGUUUUCACAUUAACAGCGAGACAGCAUGUUCAGUAUGAGGAUGGUGACUUCCCUGCCUAUCGUGAUCAGACUUUUCUUGGUCCCCCUGGACCCUCGGGCCCACCUGGCCUGCCAGGGCCCGCUGGACCACCCGGAAGCCCAGGUGCCCCUGGAAAAAACGCUGCUCUAAGCCUGUUAGGGAAACCAGGGGACAGAGGCCCCAAAGGAGAUCCAGGAGAAAAAGGUCCACCUGGACUCACAGGAAAACAAGGACAGCCUGGUUUUCCAGGUCCAAAAGGUGAGCCAGGAGAGACUCAAGCAGAGGUGCAGCAGUUAAGAGAGGCUCUGAAAAUUCUGGCAGAGAGGCUUCUUAUUCUAGAACAUAUGAUUGGGAUUCAUGAUACUCUGGUGGAGUCUGGUUCUGGAAUAGACCUCCUGGCAGAUUUCAUGGCGACGGGCAAUGCUAAAAGUGUUGGACGUGGUUGACUGUCUUCUCCUCUUACCUAAGACCAAGAGAAGCUGGACUCUGUUGGGUGUGAAAAGAGAAUAACACACUUGUGACCACUACAGGUGCAAUGCCUUUAUCUCCUGUCUGUUGUUUUGAAGGACAUAUCCCUCGAUAUACAUUAUUUUUGUGAUGGUUACAGGAUUAAGAGAUUUUCACAUGCCAUUCAUUGGAUUUGUGUUUCAAUUUUGUCAUUCUGGGUUUGUUUUAAAGUGGCAGUGAUCUUUUUAAUUCCCUAAUCUUUAUGUACUUCUGUUUUAAUGUUUAUUGGUAAUCAACUUUUUGCAUUUUCCAGUCACUGUCUUUACUUGUCCUACACGGUUAUAGUUCACCUAAAAACAAGAGGGAACAUUUUGAAGAAUGUUGACAAUGCUCUUUAUUCAAUACAGUUAAAGUGAAUGGUGACUGAGGCCUAACAUGUCCUUUUGUUCAAUGGAAGAAUGAAAGACACAUGGAUUUGGAACAACAUGAGAGCGAAUAAAUGAUUAUAGAAUUUUCUUUUUUGGGUGAACUAUCCCUUUAAGUGACUAUGCAGUUUUAAGUUUUUAAUUUUUUUUUUAUUAUUAUAGUAUAAACAAGGGUUUCGUAAAGGCAGCUUUGGCCACUUAAGCCAAACAAAAAGUAGCAUUCUUUACAUUAUUUUCUUCAAAAUUAGCUUUAUGAGUUUGUUGUGUAUCGUGGAUAAUGAUUUUAUAACACAGUCUUUUAAGUAGCAAUUAUUGUCGUAGAGACUGCAGUUCUCCAGCAAACAUAAAACAGCAAACAUUCUUGUCAUUUCCUUUCUGUGUUCUGAUUGAUGACCUACGAUGACCUCAUGCACGUAAUUAUCGGCAGUCUCAGCUGUGUCUUUGUAUAAACACAAUCCACGGCUCAAAGCUCACAGUAAAUAAAAAUAGAUGAGAAUGGAUCUUUAAAACCAAAUUUGGCCCUUUGUCUGCUUAGAAAGUGCAACGUCCACCACAAUAAAAUGUGUUUACACCUUU